This is a messenger RNA of Portunus trituberculatus (swimming crab), 1397 nucleotides long. RefSeq lists its product as uncharacterized. Bases 79 to 1197 code for a protein of 372 amino acids. NCBI's taxonomy places the organism in Eukaryota, Metazoa, Arthropoda, Malacostraca, Decapoda, Portunidae. The transcript has 10 exons. The record is from RefSeq and is a predicted model, not a curated record.
AAGCAUUAGAAACCUGGGAGCUCUAGAGGGCGGCAUCCCAUUAGACGUAGGCAAAGUAAAGACAGUGUACUCAUAACCAUGUCCCAGGAGGAUUGUGUUUCUUCUACUACCGAUAACCGACUAAUGACAGUAGAUGCUACAAAACCUAGUCAGACCUGCAACCGCCGCUACAGUGAGGUGAUGCAGGAGUACUUGAAGAGGAAGCGACAGAGAGACGGCAAGAUCGACGACGACACCAAUAUCAAACCGUCAGAGGUUCUGAUUCGCCAGGCUGACCACACUGGACCCGAUGGGUAUUCCUAUGUCAGAUGGGAAAAUCUUGACAACCUAGGGGUGCUGAACGUAAACGCACAAGUUCCAGUCAUGGAAGACUGUCAUGACGAGGACAAAUACUGCUCGCCGGGUCUGUCUCCUUACUCCCCGGUUACACCCGAGUCUGGUGCAGACUCCUUCAAUACAGCUAAGAGUCACUUGUCAAAAUCCUCCAGUUCACUCCCCACAAAGACCCACGUUUCUCCAGACGGUUCGUCUCCAGAACUCGUUGAACGAUACUUCUUGCCCCAUAACAAUAUGACUUCAGUUGGCCUUGACACCUUCCGACCUGGGGACUUCCACGCACCUGGAGGUUUAAAGGCUCCUGUCAUUAAUGUGUACUCGUCUGGUGGCUCUCCAAAAAUGGGUCAUACCAAGGAUGACUGCGGCGAGAGUGAAAGUAGGUCUUUGACAGUGCAGCCUUGUGAGUCUGCCUCAAGAACGUACGUCAUCAACGAUAAAUGUAAAACAUUCGGAGGAGAAAGAACCUCCGUACCUUUUUGGGAGGAGAGUGUGCAGAGUGAUGCGAGUCUAAUGCGUGAGAUUGCCCAAGAAUCCAACGAAGGACUACUCAGCCCCAUCACCCUGGACUUCGACCAGGACUCCUUCUCCUCAGAGCUGUGCCAUUGCUAUCCUCCCGAGGAGAAGGGCGUCUCCACCUACACUCUGAGACACACACCGCUACAGUCCAUCGGGAAAGAUGGGAGCCCAACCUUCACGUCGCAGCCUUCAAAACGACAAGUCAACAAUGAACCUAUGUCCCAAGCCACCGUCACUGCCAGGUUCCAAAAACUGAAACGAUUGCACCGGUGUGGAUGGAGUUUGAUUGUUGUGGGAGUUGUCAUUAUCUUCAUCGCUGUUUUGGUCUAUUUCAUCUUGGAGUAACAAUAGAAACAGUGACCCCUGCUCGUAAGUGAGAUAGCCUGGGAAGCAUGCAGUGACGCCUUGCAUGCGAGUGACAUGAGUCUGGGAAGACUUAAGUGACGCCAGAGAGACUUGUAUUCUCGCCUCUCUUACAACUAUUGUAAAGCAUUUCCGCUCUUAUAUAAUAACUAAUGUAAUUAAUAUAUACAGUAAGCCAUACA